UCCGGAAUAAGACAAACCAAUUACAACUGCGUUCGCCCGUCACGUGGCAAAGACCGACUACGUCAUUUCCCCGCGACUGCUUCCGACAGCCAAGUCCAUGUGAUGAGGCUCCGGUGAGGUUAUCGUGUUAUGUAUCUACAGGCUGAAUGUUGGAUGCUUACGCUGGCUGCGACAUUGUGAGAGACCUCCCCCACCCGUGGCCACAGUCUUGUCCCUUCAGACACGAUGGCAGGUCGCCUCUUGGGCAGAUAUGCGCCUCUGCUCUGCAGGACCUCCUCCCAGGCUCCAGCUGCAACCGCUGCCAUCGCUGUCCGCCUGUGUCCGGCUGCCACAGAGAUGCGGAGGGCUCGGGGCUGGCCAAGGGUCACAGAGAGGCUAAUGUGCCAGGGAAAGACUGUUCCCAACAAUGUCACCAUCACAAACUUUUUAAAAAUCUCACAAUUGGACAAUAUUUUGGAAAAGGCAGCAGUGCCAGAGGACAUCCUGCUGGCCUGGGCAGAGCAUGGACGAAAUGCUAAUCAAGCUGCUAGAACCCUCUUUACGUUGGCUGUGAUGGUGGUGAAGACGAAGGGGGAUUUUAAUGUUCUGAUGCUGGAUCCAAGGCUACUGGAUAUGUUGAAUACCCUAUACAGACAGGUGCCUUCAGUGUGGAACAGCAACAUAGUGUGUGCCUUGCGAGCUCUCUGGAUCAUAAACCUGCCCUCCACCAACCCUGUACUCGAAUCUGUCCAGACGGAGGUCCUGUGGCGAAUACGCAGAUUCAGCUUCAAACAACUGUCCCACAUAGCAGACAUGGGAACUUUUCAUAAGGGAUACAAGAAUGAAGCAAUAGUGAAUGCCGUAAUGAAACAACUGGAACUGCGCUGGACUGAAAUCAAUGACAGUAAAACUAUCAGUUUACUGAUAGUCAAAGGACGAAACCUUUCCCCUACCUUGAUGGACAAAUUAGAGGACAAGGCUUUGGAGCUCGCAGAGGGAUUUUCUGCUACAGAGAUCCGUAGAGUCUGUUUGUCUUUGGCUACUCAGAGUCGCAGAAGUGUCCCACUGCUCAGAGCUCUCUCCUAUCAUCUUCUUAAGAAGCCAUCAUCAGAGUUCACCACUCCACUUAUAUUGGACAUGGCUUUUGCUUAUGGGAAGUUGAAUUUCCAUCACAGUCAGGUAUUUCAGAGAAUGGCCUCAGAGUUGUUGCCCAGAGUCCCGGAGCUGUACCCGGUUAAUGUCAUACGCUGCUCUAAAUCACUGGGCUUCCUCAAAUGGCUCCACAUCCCUCUCUUUGAGGCCUUUGCUGAGCACUACAUGGCAAACAGUGAGAAGUAUAAUAUCCCUGCGGUUUGUAAUUUGCUCAUGUCAUUUGCCAGACUGGGCUUCCAGCCCAGCAUGAAUGAACAGUUCUACAACAAGGUUCACUCUUUGCUGGAGGUGUCCCUCUCUGGCCUAGAACCCUUGCUGCAGACGAAUGUGGUUUGGUCUCUGUGUGUGCUUCAGCAGGCAAAGCCCCAAUACCUCAUCCCCCUCACACAACAACAGCACCUUACCCGUCUGUCAGGCGGCGGUGUAGUUGGAGAGAACAUUCGACUGAAGCUCCUCCACAUUGCUGCCACUCUCCACUUAGAGUAUCCAGGUUCCUCAGAUUCGGAUAUUCCAUCGUCCCUGACUUAUUCAUCAGUUUCGCCCACUCUCUCCCCACUGCAAAGCAGUCUGAGAGAGGAAUUACAGAGUUUGGUGGGUGGGAGGACAGAGGCCCUUCGCACUGGGGUUGACACUGUGUAUGGAUGGACCCUCGAGGGUGAGCUGGUAGUGGAUAGUGACAACAAACCAGUUGACGUGUCGAUAAUGGAAAACGCUACUCUGCCCAGUCGAGGGGUACAGCGGGUUGCUUUCUUGGCUUGGGAAUAUCCCCACUUUGGCUCCAAGAGUAAAGACCUUCUGGGGCGGUUUGUCAUGAUGAAGCGACAUCUUCAGUUGGCGGGCUUCAUCCUAGUGGAGGUCCCGUAUUACGAAUGGCUGGAGUUGAAGUCAGACUGGCAGAAGUCGGCGUACCUGAAGGAUAAAAUUAGGAAGGCUGUCGCCGAGGACAUGGCCAAGUAAACUGUGCAAAGUCUAGAUCAAAAUGUGCAGGCUCAGCUAAAUCAGCGCUUUCCCAAUCAAAUGGGACCACAGGGAAUACACGCAUACACCCACGUUCACACUCGGACCAGAGCAGCACUGCAGAACAUCUAUCUUAUACUCGUAUCAGGAAAAAAAAAAAAUCAUACUUUUUUUCACUCUGGUUCCCUUGGCAGUGUGGGGGGCUUUCCCUGUUUCCAUGGUGAUGACGAGCAGGAUUUUUUUGAGCCAGAGCGACAGAAAUAAACAACAAUGAAUUGUGCAGUAGAAGAUGAUAUAUGAUCAAGGAGAAGUCUGACAUGUCAGAGGCACCUGGACCGUUUGUAGAAUUUUGGCCAAAACCAUUGCCUGAUAUCAGCAUUUGCAUAAAUUGAUUAACUUAACUCUCUUUGUGGACGUGUGUGGAGUCAUCUUAUGAUGGAAUAAAUUGUUUUAUUGCUGUUA
This is a messenger RNA of Scophthalmus maximus (turbot), 2550 nucleotides long. It is a transcript of the gene fastkd4, whose product is annotated as transforming growth factor beta regulator 4. Lineage: Eukaryota; Metazoa; Chordata; Actinopteri; Pleuronectiformes; Scophthalmidae. The transcript is spliced from 11 exons. Gene Ontology annotation, molecular function: RNA binding. The record is from RefSeq and is a predicted model, not a curated record. Bases 226 to 2088 code for a protein of 620 amino acids. Gene Ontology annotation, biological process: mitochondrial RNA processing; regulation of mitochondrial mRNA stability. Gene Ontology annotation, cellular component: mitochondrial matrix; ribonucleoprotein granule.